AUGAAGUAUGCACAUUUUUUUUUGAGGCGGGGGGUAAGUUGUAGGUCCCCUUUGAAUACUUGCGCGAUACAGAGAGCGACAUUUAGAAGGUACUACUUCGCCAACGUAUCCCCAAAUGAGAUUUGCGGGAAGGUGGUGCAGGGGCGCCUUUUCACCAGCAAGGCGGGCAUGUCUGACGGUGGCGCCAGCAGGGGCAUGGAAGAACAAAAUGGAAGCAACGGAAAUGACGGAAUUGAGGGAAACGGGAAGAAUGAGGGAAACAGGAAGAAUGAGGGAAAUGGAGAAAAAGAUCAAGACGGCCAAAACAGUCAGUCAAAUCAACAGAGCAAAGGCGCGGAGGGGACAGAAGAGAGCAAAGAACAAAUGAAGGAAAUUAAUUACGAAAAAUUGAGCAAGGCAGAUUUAAUUAACGAAAUUAGAAAAACAAAAAGAGACAUAGAAGAGAAAAUGGUGGACAAUAAAAUAUUAAAGGAAAAGUAUUUGUCCGUAUUGGCAGAAAAUGAAAACAUAAGACACAGAUAUGUGAAGGAAAUCGAAAAUAGCAAGCUCUACUGCAUUAGCAAUUUUGCAAAAUCCCUGCUGGACGUUGCGGAUAAUUUGUCCCUAGCUAUUAAAAACAUCAACGAAGAAUCUCUCAAGCAGAAUGAAGAAAUAAGCAACAUAUACAAAGGCAUACAAAUGACGGAGACUAUACUACAUAAUAUUUUUAAUAAAUACGGAAUUGAUAAAUAUGAUCCGAUUAAUGAGAAAUUCAACCCCCUCUUCCACGAGGCGCUCUUCGAAAUUAAUGAUAGCACCAAAGAGAAAGGAACUGUCGCGACAGUUGUGCAACAGGGCUAUAAGAUAAAGGAUCGCAUCUUGAGAGCUGCCAAGGUCGGAGUUGUUAAGAAUUGA
Plasmodium knowlesi strain H is the source of this 894-nucleotide messenger RNA. RefSeq names its product GrpE protein homolog, mitochondrial, putative. Bases 1 to 894 code for a protein of 297 amino acids. Gene Ontology annotation, molecular function: protein-folding chaperone binding; adenyl-nucleotide exchange factor activity; protein homodimerization activity. Lineage: Eukaryota; Apicomplexa; Aconoidasida; Haemosporida; Plasmodiidae. The record is from RefSeq and is a predicted model, not a curated record. The transcript has 2 exons. Gene Ontology annotation, biological process: protein folding; protein import into mitochondrial matrix. Gene Ontology annotation, cellular component: PAM complex, Tim23 associated import motor.